Molecule: messenger RNA, 1089 nt
Organism: Paramecium pentaurelia
Lineage: Eukaryota; Ciliophora; Oligohymenophorea; Peniculida; Parameciidae
Source: the annotation of a GenBank genome assembly
AUGAGUCUUAUAUAUAAGCAUCAUCUAAUAUUGCCAGAAUUCAAGUUAAAUGAAACUAUUCCAUUUCAAAACUCUUAAUCCAAUAGCAUCAAUACUUUAAAAUCAUCUCAAAAGACAUAAAUAACUUAAAGAACACUCUUGGAAAAAAUUCUUCCAGUUUAACAUAGUCUUAUUGAGAAUAAUGAUUUUAGUUUACCUCCUAUUAGAAAAUCUAAUUCUAAUGAAAGACCAAAACUACCUCUUUUAACUGUUAGAUCAUCAGUAUCUGAUGAAAAAACAAUGAAAGAUUAUUUAGAUCAUCUUAAUACAUUAAGAUCUCAAAGAAAUACUCAAAAGUAAACUAAAUUCAAAAAAGUGAGAACAGAAACAGAAAUUGUAUAAUAUGGAGAUGUUAAAUUUAAGAGAGUAAAAGAAAAUACUUCAAAGAAAUCAAUUGCUGUAUUUCUUAAUAUUAAAAAUCCAUAAUCUUAAUCUUAUAUCAAAUUUAGUUAACAGAUAUAUUAACUAACUCAUAAUCUUGGCAAAUUAAAAGUAUUAAUAUCUAUAAUUAUAGGAUUAUAUAAAUAAUGAUAGAAAAUUAUUUUAAGUAAUUAAACAACUAAUUGGAUUGAGAAAGAAUCUACGUAAAGUAAUGUUAAAAUAAAAUGGAGAUGAAUUAAUAGACUUUUAAGAUAUAAGUAAAAUGUGUUGUGUAAGAGAAAUUCAAUAUGUUUUUGGUGAAUAAAAAAUAGUAGAUAAAUUUGAUUUAUCAUUAUACGAUGAUUUAGUAUAUUUAACAGACAUGAUAGGAAAUCUAUUAUUAUAAAAUGAGAUUCAAUCCAUUAAUCGUAUUAGUGAAAAUGUAACCUACUAUAAUAUAAAUAUAAGAUUAUGAAAGAAACAGAAUAAAUCUAAAAAAUAUAAUCCUAAUUGGGAAUGGGUGAAGAUGAAUAAAAAUUAUCUGUGUAAACUCUUCCAAUGAAACGAUUCAAAAUUCAUGAUGAAAUUGAAUAAAUUGAAUAAAAACUUGGUCCCAUGCAAUUAAUAUCCAAAUAAGUAAGGUAAACAUCAAUGGUUUUAAGUAAAGUAAUUAGUGGUUUAAAUGAUUGA